Molecule: messenger RNA, 5746 nt
Organism: Cynoglossus semilaevis (tongue sole)
Lineage: Eukaryota; Metazoa; Chordata; Actinopteri; Pleuronectiformes; Cynoglossidae
Product: sal-like protein 3
Exons: 3
Coding region: 1115-4759 (1214 amino acids)
Biological process (GO): regulation of transcription by RNA polymerase II
Cellular component (GO): nucleus
Molecular function (GO): DNA-binding transcription factor activity, RNA polymerase II-specific; RNA polymerase II cis-regulatory region sequence-specific DNA binding
Source: RefSeq, a predicted model, not a curated record
AAAACAUGUCAUUAUGAAAAGUCUAUAUUUGUUCAUUGUGUACCACUUGAAUCCAUUUCAGAGGACCAGCAGUUAUCAGAUAAGUGCAGCAGUUCUACCAUGGACAGUUCUCCCGUCCACGAAAGGACCGACCAUUCACACUCAUAAUCACACCUGUGGUUGAUUUAGUGUAAAAAUGUCACCUGUGCCUUUAUGUUUCUGGAUUGUUGGAGGAAACUGAAGUGAUUAGCGUAAACUCUCACACACAUAAACACACAAACUCUGGGAUUUGAGCUAGUGAUCUACUCCCUGUAAGGCAAGAACCCUAAACACUCGACCCCAUCACUGGGUUAAGUAAGUGAGCAAACCACAGCCUUCAGACCUAAUUGCCUUUUUUCUAAGAAGCGUAUCUGCCUUUGUGGAAGCAGUGUUGAUAGACUGCCUCACAUUUAAGACCUGACUUCAAACUUAUUUUACACGUUAUUGUACAUGUUCAAAAUCACCAUGGUCAGAAUCACCUUGUCCAGACAAUAAGGCCGUUUAGAAUGGCCUUUUCUGUGUCACGCAGUAGCUUCGACAGCUCAUUGUCAUUAAGAAAGUUUAUAGCUGCUGUGAGUGUGUUAAAAAGGAAAAUAAAAGCCACGGAGAACAGACAGGGAAGGAGAGGAGCAGAGAGGCUGCUGUUACACGCCAUUCACAUGCAAAUAUGACUGAGGAACAAGGAGUGGUUCUGUGUGUGUGUGUCUGUGUGUAUGUGUGUGUUUGGAGGUGUGUGCACGUAUAUUCUCUGUGUGUGGGUCCGUGUGUCCUGUAUGUGCAUGCAGAGCAGUGUGGGAGAGGAGGAGCGCAGAUUGGAAGGGGGAGAAAAGACUUUACCAAACAGCCGCGCGCACACACACGCACACUCACACGGCUCAUUCAUAUGAGUCGGUGCAGACCUUCACCCCCUCGACUUCGAACUCACUUUUUAAGCACUUUAUAGCGUUUUUGUCCCAAUCCUGCUGGUGCUGCGCGUCUUGGGAACGGUUGGAUGCUUGGAUGCGUUUCAGGAGUCGUGCGUCCUGGUGCGCAGGAGAACCGUGCAACUUUGGAGCGGCGGAUGCCCCCCUUUCUGCGCUCUGAGCAGCCGUGAAUCAUGUCACGCCGGAAACAGAAAAGACCCCAGCAUCUCGUCAACGCGGAUCCGGGUGGUCCACGUCUGCAGCCUUCUUCUGACAACCACCUGGGAAUGAAGUCACCCUCCACUUCCCUCGGCUCUGAAGUGACAUCAUCAGGAUCCUCAUCCUCAUCCCCAAGCUCUCUCCAAGACUGCCAACCUCCACUGGCCCCUCGCCCAUCCCCUGGUGGGCUCCACGCGCCUUCCUUACCCAGCGAGACUUCGCCUCCUCCCCACUGGCCCAGCCACAUUGCGCCCUUCACCACCUCCCUCCCAAACACCCACUCUUCCCUUUCUCCAGACUUUCCUCACCCAUCGUUGUCUUCCCAAACUCACUCUCCUUCACCACUGGAUCAAACAUCAGGCUCACAGACCCUGUCCCACCAAGGAAAUUCUCACUCCAUCAUGACCUCCCCCACAAUAGGUAGUUCAGCCACUACCAAUACCUCCUCUUCAUCCUCUUCCUCCUCCACAUCCUCCCAGGGUGUGGUACCUCCCCGGGACAGCAUCAGUCCAGGUCACCAACAGCAGCAGUCUUCCAGCAUCUCAGACCCGCAGCAGAUCCAAGUGCCUCCGACUUUGGCAGUUCUCCUUGAGGAGCUGAGGGUUCUACAGGAGAGGCAAAUCCACCAAAUGCAGAUAACAGAGGAGAUUUGUAGGCAGGUUCUACGACUAGGAGGGGCUGUCUUGGGCCAGGAUAAUAAUUCUCAGGCCAGUGGUGCAGAUAACAACCAGAAGUCUACUAGAAGAGCAUCUUCGUCACCAACACAUCCUUCCACUGCCACCCCCGUGACCACAGCCACACCUUUUCUGAGUGGCCUUUCGUCUUCCCUCUUCCCUCAGUCCAGUAUCUCCAAAUCAGUGUCUUCUAAUGUCAAUGGCAGCCGAAACUCUUCUUCUUCUACCUCUUCCUCAUUACAUUCCUCUUCAUCAUCAGCCAUUACAUCCACCAUCAGUCCCUCUGCUGCCUCCCUACACCCACUCUCCUUAUCGUUGGGCCUUACACCACGUUACCUCCAUGAAAAAUCGUCCAACACCUCCUCGUUCAACCACAGUAACAGUAUCAGUUUCUCCACCCCUCCCCUGCCGUCCACCAGCCUUUCCCAGGACCUUCAUCCCAGCUCCGCCCUCCCCUCCGCUGUAUCAUCAGGACGAGUUCAGCACGUUUGUCGAUUCUGUGGGAAAGUGCUGAGCAGUGAUUCCUCACUCCAGAUCCACCUCAGGUCACACACAGGCGAAAGGCCUUACCAGUGUCCAGUCUGUUUGAGCCGCUUCACAACACGAGGGAACCUCAAAGCCCAUUUCCUGCGCCACAGGGAACAGAAUCCAGAGCUGUCCCUCUCUCUGUUGCCCCCAGCACUGUCAGAACAAGCACAGAGUGGAGCUGCCCCUGGGGUUGCCCAGAGAAGAAGAAAAAGGAGGGCUGACGACGAGGAGCCCUUCAAUGGAGUCAAAGGAAGCAUUCCUGGAAUGACAGAAAACAUGGCUUUGGGAUUCCUGUCUGGUGCAUCAGCUCGGGCCUCCCCCUCCUCCCUACCUCUGCCUCCCACAGUGGACAUGGCGCUGUUGUCCACGGCACAUUCACUGCUCCAGCUGAACAGAGCCUCGGCUGCAGCAGCUAGUGCAUCAAAUACUGUACUGCCCUCCUCCUCAUCAUCAUCUUCCUCCUCUUCACUUGGAAGCCAGUUCAAAGGUGCAAAACAGCAGCGGUUCGAUGAAAAUACACCUCCACACUCUUCUCUUCACGCAACCUCCCCUUAUUCGCAACUUGCCCAUCUCCCCAAGAUUUUAUUCCCAGGAGGCACCUCUCAUCAUCACCUUGCACUUCUUCGGCCUGGAAGCCACCCGUCCACCUCCCACCUCACUUCCCACCAGUUACCUUUCCCCUUUCCACCUUUUCCCAAACAAACAACCUCGUCCCCUUCCUCGUCCUCUCCCACCACCUCCACCCAGACCUCAGACACCUCGAAGUUGCAGAGGCUGGUACAGAAACUUGAAAAACAACCACGGGGAGGUGCCUCGUCCUCGGCCUCCUCUCCAUCCACUUCCUCACAAACACACGUUGAAGCCAACGGAGACACACGUGGUCAUGAUCUGAGCACAACCUCCAGUGCCUACCGCAAGGAAAUGUUGGCUGCACUUGGCCUGAGCCCGAGUGCCAAUGCUGGAGGACUGCUGUCCAGCCAGGGGGUCUCAGGUUCUGGCUCAUCGACCACAGCAGCUGCCACUGCACUUUCCGGUGCCCAGGCUGCGAACCAAUGCAGUGUUUGCUUGCGUGUCCUCAGCUGCCCUAGAGCCCUUCGCUUGCACCAGGCCACACACCUGGGAGAACGUCCAUUCCCCUGUAAGCUGUGCGGCCGCUCCUUUUCCACAAAGGGCAGUUUAAGAGCUCACCUGGCCACUCAUCGGUCAAGACCACCAAAUGCCCGUGCCUUGAAUUCCUGCCCUUUGUGUCCACGAAAAUUCACGAACGCCUUGGUUCUUCAGCACCACAUCCGCCUGCACCUUGGAGGCCAAAUACCUCCUGAUGGAGACGUGCCACCCGAGGAUGCAGUGAGAACCCAAGGUACAGGAUUUGACGAGGCUGAAAAUGAUUCCAGUUUUUCCUCCAAGUCUCAACAGCUCCAUCCCUUGGCCUUAACAAUAGGCACAAAGGUUCCCAAUGACGUGAUUAAAUCAGGGUCCACUCCUAAGAAAUCCACAGCUGUUGAUGUGAAGGCUGAGGAAUCUGAGGACCUAACACCCAGUGCCGUGUCACCUUUGACCCAUAAUCCUACCACGGGAGAAGCUGAGGACCCCCUGCAUCUGGAAGACAACACCUUAGCUGAUGGAAGCCCAAUGAACAGCUCUGUGCACUCUGAGGAAGAGGAGACCCGUGUUGACCCGGGCAGCAACAGUCUUUUCAAAGCUGUCUUAGCUGCUACUCAUUCAUCGGCUGUGAAUGGUGCUGCAUUGGCUGAUGACAUUCCUCUGUCGCUAUGUGUUUCAAAGAGAAUUGAAAAUAGUGCAACUCAAAAAGAGAUUAGCACUGAUGAAGACAAACCAACAACGAGCACUGACUCCAUGCCAAAACCUCCACCAGGAAAUCCCUCCCCAGCACUUACUCCACCUGCGAGCCCCAGUGUUGCCCCAGAGGAGGAGGCUCGUGGCAGUGCAACACAGGUUCCAGCGGAAGAAGAUGCUGCUCCAGAUAAAGACGCACCCACAGAGACUUCACCAGCCUUGGACCCAGAGAUGGACAAGGCCACCCUGACAGAGGAAGGUCAUGAAGUGUCAGAACACUCUGCAGAGAACACAGAGACUUCAGUCCCAGCACCAUCCACUCCACAGAACCAGCCUCCACGUCCAGACAAACCAUACUGCUGCUCCCACUGUGGGAAGGCAUACGCCAGCCGCAGUGGACUUAAGGGACACAUGAAAACCCACGCUGGAGCCUUGACAAGCACGCCAUCUAAUGCCCAAACCAAUGAUAGCGACACUUCAGAGGAUCCAAAUAGAAACACAGGACUGAAAGAGAAUAAGCAGGGGUUGGUAAAGUCCCCUGAGAAAGGUGCCGGCACAGAUCCUCUACCAGUCAGUGUUGGUUCGGAGGUGGUGGACGAGCCCAUAGACAGUUCUGAGUAGAAAACGUCAUGUUCUGUGAAACGACUGCAGUAAGUUCCUAAAGUAUCCUGACAAGGGAAUGUAUUAUUUUCAUAGGAAUGAGGAAUGUUUAAUGAAGUAAAAGUCAUGUUUACCUUUUGUAUGAGCUAGCAUCUAUGGUAGUAACAUUACAGGAGACUUUUGAAUGUAGUAUUUAGAGGGUUAAAUGUGUUUUUCUAUUGCUGAGACCACACCGAGGCCUUAAGGUUCACUCCCACUCUGCUUUGUCCUAAGGAGAAUUGACCGUCCACUUUCCUCAUGUACUGUACGAACUCAAACCUAACAAACACAGGCUGACGGAACUAAUGCUACAAAAUUAACUUCUAGACCAAAUCAGGCCAAAGUGUUCCUGGACAAAAUGUGUAAAUGCCCUGAUCUUUUAUGCCUUUUUUCCACUUCCUCCUUUCUAAGUGUUUUUAAAUGCAAUGCUGCUGAAGACGUGGUGUGUGGCGCUGCUGACCGCACUGUGUCUCCCACAUAGACCGUAUAUAUAAGAAAUGGUCCAUGCCACCUGUCUGCAAAAUGAAGUCAAUGGUAAAAUCUGGCAAUUUCUGAAGCCAUUCAUCAGGUCUGAGUCUGAUAAAUGUAGUCGUGUUACAGCUAACUUUUCUUUAGAUGUUUUUGUUUUUUUUAGCAUUUAGCAAUCCAGGUUGUUCUUUGACUUACUUUGACUAUUGUUAGCCUCUUUAACUGCACUGCAGUAUUUCUGACACGGUCAGGUGUUGUUUUAUGAGAAAAAUACAAUUAUUUUGUAUAUUGUAGCUAUGUUUUAGCAAUUUCUUCACAGAUACUGACUCCACGUCCAGUUCAUUAAAGACAUGUUUAGUGACAGUAUAGAGUUUGCCGAGCUUUUAGCCUUUCAAUUAUAUUUUGGUCGGCUUCAGAUUCAACAGAAAAGCUGCAAUUAUUGAAUGUUGACGCUAUCUUCUAGCUAACCAUGAGCUGUUCUGCACAGAUAACUUGUAAUGA